UUUUUUAUGAUAAAAAUCUGAUGUAUCGAAUAAUUAUUGUUAUUUAUAACUAAAAAUUUAUAAUAAAAUCUAUCUCUAUUUCGAUUGAGUUUGAGCAGCUAUAAUCUUAGUAGUCUUUCGAUCACAAUAUGGCUAUAAAAUAAAAUGUAGGACACUAGGGCAAGGUGUCAUUCAGUAUUCACUUAACUGGUUUGCCGUUCGUAGAAAUUUAAUGAAUUAAUCAAAAAAAGGAAAUACACGACUUUUGCACAUAAUUGAAAAAGAGAAAGACGUAGGCACUAAAUACAUUUUUAUAUUAUUGACUAAAACAGCACACAACAGUUGUGUUGUUAACUAUAUUAUCGUCUCUCACAAAAUUAUUGUUAUCAAGAUAAAGCUUUGAAGACCUCGUGGCCUAAAGAAAAUCAUCAGACACCGAAUCUUAAUUACCUACCAACCUAGAUAAAUCCGUCGGUAAUAUUGUGGUAGAUACCCUACCUAAAUUUUGCUUAGUAUAAAAUAUAAAUGUUUGUACUUAUGUAACGCGACAUAUUCACUCACCAACCAAUUAUCAGUUUUGUUUAUUAAAGUUCGGGUAAUUUAUAAAUAAUCAUAAAAUAUAAAAUACGUAUGACCGUUAUCUUUAGUGUCCACUGAAAAAUUGUAUACAAUUAUUGAGUUUUAUUAGAUAUUUAAUAAGAUAGGUUAUAUAGUGUUAGUAGUAUAUAACACUAACAGGAAACACGCGCUCGAAUAUUAAAUACGGGAUUAUUGUGUACGGUACURAAAUAAAAACUGAAUAAUUUUAUUGUCAACACGAUCAAAAUAUUAAGAGUUUGUGGUAAUAUAGUGCGAUUUGUAUGAUUUAAUUUCCAUUCAAAAGUUUAACAAUGACUGAUCUUGAUGAAUAAGUAUCAAAUUAAUUUUCAAAAUGAUAGAAAAUAAAGAUACUAUAAAUCCAGUCACUGAAGAUGUUGAAUGUAUUGUUAAAAGAAGCCGUAAUGACCAUAACAAAAGAAAAAUAUUAACAACUAAUAAAUGGAGAAAAUCAAAUACACGCAACUAUGAAAGUCAAAAUUAUGUAAAAAUGGAUGAAGUGAAUACAAAAGUAACUAAAUAUGACACACAAUUGGCACCUCAUCAAUAUCAUAAAAAUAAGUCAUCAUUAUCAGUUAAAGGCCAUAAAUAUAGACACUGCAGUUAUGAUCAGUUACAUAUAAAUAAAAAAAAUGUUUGUGAUAAUCAUUUGCCAUCAGAACAAUCAUCAACAAUAUGUGAUAUGUCUGAAAAUGAGGAUCAUAUCAAAAAUAAUAUAUUAUACAAUUUAGAAAAUACAAACAUUGAUAAUAGUGAACAUGAGCCUGAACCAAUAACUUUCAAAACACAACAAAAUAAAACAGCUAUAUCUUUACUAAAUGAAUGGGCCAUGCGUGGUGGUGAAGGAAAAAAACCAUUUAUUGUAUCGUAUGUGCUUGCGGCUAUUACUGGACAUGCACAUAAACCAAUAUUUACAUACAUGUGUCAAACACACAAUAUGAAAGCUUUAGGAGAAGGGAAAUCUAAAAAGGAAGCAAAACAAAAUGCUGCUGCCCAAAUGUGUGAAAAACUUUUUGGUUUUAAAAUUGACCCGGUGAAUGACAGUGAUAAAGCAAUAACAUCUACUACCACCACUGAUAACUUUGAAGUUUGUGGAAAUGAUACAUUUUUUAGUAGUACUGAAGGAUUACAAAGUAUAGAUGAAACUAACAUAGAUAUGGAUAGUGAAGAAUCGCAACAAUUUAAAUAUGAAGCAGUACAAAUUGCACAUUGUGAUAUGAAUCCUAUUGGAGCCUUGCAAGAGCUGUGCACAAAUUAUAAAUGGACACCUCCRUUCUACAGUUUUGAGAUAUUAAACAAAGAUCAAAGUGAAUGUAAAAUGACUUUAUACAAAGUUACUUGUGAAGUUUUUCAUUUACAAACAAUGGGAACUGAUAGUUUUAAGAAAGGAGCUAAACGUAAGGCUGCACGUCUAAUGUUUGAAAAGAUUUUUGACAUUGGCACAGAACAAUUAAAUGAAUUMAAAUCUUCAUAUCCAAUUACAUUAUUAUCAACUGAGGAUUGUGAACAAAAUAAAUGCAUUUCAAUACAUGAUGAAGAAAAUCAAAAACUGUCAAAUAAAUGGUUUUCAGCAUAUUGUUUCCGGUCAUUUUUUACAAAAGCAAUUGAAUCUAGAACAGCAAUGAAUGAUAAAACAACAAUUUCUCUAGUUGAGAAUGCGGAUAAUUCAACGCAAAUGGAUCAACAGCUAGAGCGAUCUACAACACAACUGGAACAAUAUAUUGAGCAUUAUGAUUCAAGUACAAUCGCUGUUAAUAAAUUAGAAACUUUAUGCAGGGAACUAGGUUUCCAAGCAAUUUAUGUGUGUCUGGGAGUUCAAAAAAAAAAAGAUAUUGAAAACAAUACCAGUCAAGAUGAAGAAUAUGCUGUAUUAGUACAAGUAACUUCUGUACCGAUCACUGUUACGACUGGAUAUGGAGCCACUACCGAUAUGGCAGCAGAAGAAGCUGCUAAAUCUAUACUACAUACGUUCAAAGCAAUGUUGCUCUUUACUAAAACAGUUACCUUAAAUUUCAAUAAUAAUAAUGAGGAGGAGAACAUUUUAAAUGUUUUGUAAACAUUUAAAUUGAGUAUUUAUA
Diuraphis noxia (Russian wheat aphid) is the source of this 2654-nucleotide messenger RNA. RefSeq lists its product as uncharacterized. Gene Ontology annotation, biological process: siRNA processing; regulation of regulatory ncRNA processing. Lineage: Eukaryota; Metazoa; Arthropoda; Insecta; Hemiptera; Aphididae. The record is from RefSeq and is a predicted model, not a curated record. Gene Ontology annotation, molecular function: siRNA binding; double-stranded RNA binding. Gene Ontology annotation, cellular component: cytoplasm; RISC complex; nucleus.